Messenger RNA from Dendronephthya gigantea, 16920 nucleotides. RefSeq lists its product as uncharacterized. The transcript is spliced from 14 exons. The coding region runs from base 362 to 16819 and encodes 5485 amino acids. NCBI's taxonomy places the organism in Eukaryota, Metazoa, Cnidaria, Anthozoa, Malacalcyonacea, Nephtheidae. Gene Ontology annotation, molecular function: protein binding; lipid carrier activity. Gene Ontology annotation, biological process: lipid transport. The record is from RefSeq and is a predicted model, not a curated record.
UUAUAACCUUGAAGUCCAUACUCAUCGCGGAGAAAGGUCUACUAAAGAGCAGGACUCUAAAAUCAAUGCUAAGGUAAACUUAGAAGUGGUUGACCGUUACACUACAGAGAACGACGGUUACGUCACGAAGCUUGAAUUACGCAAUCUCCGCGUCAUUCGUUCAAAAGGCGGACGAACAAUCAAGCAUGUUGUUAACCGCAAUUUGGGAGAAAAACUAUCCCAGCCGUUUUUCUUCUUUCAAGAUUCAACAGGAGAAGUCACUCGCGUGUUUUAUCCACAUGAUGAUUCUCCAGAUAUUAUCGGAUUGAAGAAAGGGGUAGUUAGUGCUUUUCACCUCAAACUUCAUCCGAAGUUUCAGAUUAUGUCAUUCAACACAACGGAAGAAGACGACUCAGGUAUCCACGUCACCAACUACAUCGUCAACUAUCGCAACACCACUCACGUUGACUUCACAAAACAAUGGAGCGGUAAUGAUUAUUUGAAACACGCAGACGGACGACCCGUGGAAGGCAAACAACACGUGAAAAGCCGCUACGACUCCGCUGUAAAGAUCGAGGACAAUGUCAUCCAAUCUGUGAAAAGGACUCAUUUCUCCCAGUUGCAUAACGAGAAGCACUUCAAACGACCAUUGACUCACCCAGAUUUUCAAAAUCAACCUAAUUUUCACAUCAAAGCCUCAGGAGAGAGUCAACUUGUCAUGCUUAGCUGUUCACGAAAAUAUAGACGGGGUAAAAGAUCUUUGACUGACAAGAAUUUAGUGACCUUGUUGGCGAAUCUCAAACAAGAUACCCUAACUCACACAGACGUGCAUCGUUUGCACUGGUCAAAAAUUGGAACUCCCAAGAAACCCUCCCGAACAUUUUAUGAGCUAAUCCGGUGUUUUUGGGAUAGCUCCGUAAAGAAAAACGAACUAUCGCAAUGCGUUAAAGAACUUCAUUAUCUUGCCCGAACAGACAAUGAAAUUCAUCGAACCAUAAUCGACCUUACGUUAUCUAGAUCUCAUCAGAAUUUUUCAUCAUGGUCUGCGUUAGUUGGAGCUUUGGUUGUUAAGGGAGAUUAUGAGACUCAAAAGGUUUUAUCCCAGGCACUUUUGUCGGAGGAUCCCCGGCCUUUGACUGAGAAAGAACAUUCUUCACUUCUCGAAGUUAUAUUUUUCAUUCCAGCAGGACCUCUGCACCCGGAACUUUUAAAAGCUCUACAGUCACUGCAUAAAAAUACCAGCAAAAGUGAGGAGGUUACAGUUCGUGCGAUGCUGGUCAUGUCUGGCUUGGUUCGCCGAGUGCACGAGGCUGGCUACAACAGGUCACUGUCAGAUAGGGUUGCGCAAUAUUUACAUCGAAGCUUUAAAACCCAUCCCGCACGUUUCCAUGACGACGAAAGCGAGUCACGCGAGACAUACCUUCGUAACCAUAUAUGGGCUUUUGGCAACUUAGGCCAUGCAUCACUACUAGAUACAAUCGUCCGUUAUUUGGACCACGGCAGCUCUGGAAUCCGCUACUCCGCUGUGUCCGCGCUGCGCAAACUUGCAGCUCAAGACACUGAUCAUCACCUACUGUGGGUUUUGAAACAUGAUGAGCACGUUGCAGUGAGGGCUGGUGUGGUCGAAGUAUUCCUAGAGAGCCGACAGAACAUUUCAGACGACAUGCGUGAGGGUAUCGAAGAUGCACUUUGGUCCGCUGAGGAGGGUGACGAGCUCGAUUCGAAAAUUACGGAGUUUUUAAACAGGCAUGGCGAUGACUCGCAUCACACAAUCAAACAUCUACGAAAGCGGAGGGAAGCCAUAAAAAGGAAGAAAAGAGCGCUUCACCCAGAAUUGAGACCAAGAGAGUUCUCACUGGGAAGUAAGCGAAAAUGGUCAAAGGCAUUUGGCGGAAACAUGGCUGGAGCAGAAGCUUUAAUGAGUUUUGUGAACCAAGUGAAAUUACAGAUCGGGAUAUUUGGAGGAAAGUUCGAGGUAAACAUGGAUAAUGCAGCACUCUUCCGCGCAAACAUAUUCUGGUGGAGAUUUGACGUCCUAAACGGUAAAGCAGCGUUUAAAAUGUCGGCAAGAUUCAAGAACGAUAUUCCCAAAGACCUUAUUCAUGCGAUAGCGGAUACGGGCGACGAUAUUCUUGCCAGUGUUGAUUCCAUGACCAGCAUUUUUACAAAACACAUCCAAAACUUCAUUGACAAGUUAAAAAACUAUCUUCCAUUGGAUUCAAAUGCUUUUCUACAGUUCAUCACAAAGGCUGGCGAGUUUAUAAAGCGCUCUCUCCAGGCUACACGCUUCGGGCGAUUUUUCAGUGAAAUUGUAAAGUUUCUUACGACCGCAUUACGUACUAACGGGCUUUGGCAAAAAAUUGCUUCCUUUGUCAAAAAGCUGUUGCAAAAUCUAAAUAACUUAAGUCUCUCCGAAGGCCCGUUUAACGGGGGAUUUCAAUUUCUGACAAAUUUACUGAGUCUCGUUUCGAGCACCGCCUCAGAGCUUCCGAAGGGUUUCACAAAAACUUUUAGCAUCAAAGACUUUCUAAAACACAUAUCUGGUAGAUUUGAAUCGAUCGACGUUGCCGUGGAAGACUAUUUUAAGAAAUUGGGCCUUAAUGUUCCUGAAAAUUUCUUUCGCAUGUUCCAUUUCAAGAUCACGCUGGGAUUUCCAGAUUCUUUGGAAAAUUUCAAGAACGUAUUGGUUCGCUUAAUAACUUUCGGAAACAAUUUUCUAGAAAUGCACUCUGUUUUCCAAGAUUUAACGAGAAUUGAGUUACCUAGGCUUAGUCGUUUAGACCCUGGUCUAACAUCUGGUGAAAAUCGGUUUUUUGACUUCGGAUUGUCAUUCGAUUGGAGGUUGAAGUUCAAUUUUAAGAUCAAAAUUUCCGGACAAGAUUUUCAGAAACUUCAGAAUUAUUUCCUUUAUCUAGUUAAAAUUUUCCGGCAACUAGAUGGUCCAAAUGUUGACUUCGAAAAGUUUUUCCAAAAUUUCCUACCCAAUAUGAGAAACGAGUUAGAAUUUAUCGACACAGAUCUUUUCAAAAAUACGAGACGAUUGAAUAUAGAACAGUGGUUCAGACAAGUUAUUGAGGAGUUCGGGAAUAUCUUAGAGCAGCAAGAUGACAAACUCUUAAACUUUAGUAAAACUGUAAAAUUCAUAAAGGAAUUACGAGUCGAAGCUGGAAAAUUUUCUAAGAAAGCGCUUAACAAUGUUUGCAAGUUUCAAGGAUUUAUGUUGAAAUCCUCUGGAAAAUUACAAGACUUUGGCGAAAAUUUAGAAAAAGAGGCAAUAGUUGUGAUCCGACAAAUUGAGAACAAAGCUCAAAUGGUUAUAUCGGAGGUUAUCAACGUCACUUUGUUCGUUGAUCGGCUUAUCGAUGACCUUCAGAAAAAGCUAUCGGACACGGCUAAAAAAUUUGUGAACCAGUUUUUGACCAAGUUAGAAUCUUCACUUGAAAACGUAAAAGAAUUUGCGGACAACGUUGCGGAAUUCACGAGCAACACCACAGACGUGAAGCUCGCUGGGUUUUGCUACAAAACUGCAGAUUUAUCUGGAGAAAUUCUGGACAAUAUUCAGUCGAAAGCCGCGGAAGCUGUCAAGGAACUAGCAGAAUUUAUUACCAGCAAUUCCCAUGGCAUUACCGAUCUUGUAAAACGGUUCAAAACCGUCGUUACUAACGUAGAAAAAUGGCAAAGGGAGAAUUUGCAAAAACGGUUGGGAAAAUUUGCUCUGGUUGCGGAGACGCUCGAAGAAUUCUUGUCCUUGCUUAAAAACGAGAACGAUUUCUUAGGAAAAGUUUACAAGAUUUCUACCAGCAUCAACAGUGUUAUUAAGUUUUUGAUAAACUUUCCCGAGCACGCCGAGAUGGCCCGUCAGGCUGCCGAUAAGGUAAACGACUUUGCCACGAAUGCCACCCGAUGGGAAGCCGAAGUCAAGAAACUCGACUUAAGAAGGAAAUUCAAAUUAGACUUUGACGAUAGGUUGCGAGAACUCUGCAAUAAGUUUCACACACUCGCUCAGGAUUCUGUGAAAAAAAUUCAAGGCGACAACCUUUUCAGAACCUUUCGGGACUUUGUAACCAGAAGAACAGACGCUUUAAUUUCUACCGGAGUUGGAAAAUUGAAUUUGUUGAAAGAACCGUUGAAGUUAGUUCGAGGUGAAUUGGAAAAGGUUUCAGAGUCUGUCAGCGACGUCGAGGCUGUCUUGGUAGAAAUGAGACCAUUCUCGAAAAACUUUUCCCCGAUUCUUAAAGAAGUCAGUCAACUACCGAACUGUUCUGAAAUUGAGCUUGUUUUCAAUAAUUUUCUCACGAAAUGCGGAAAAAGUGCGAAGGCCUUCGGUAAACAAGCUUAUGCGGAGUAUAGGGAUUUAAGAUCGGAGGUGAAAGCAUUUUCAGAAAUUUUGCCUGACGAAUGGAAGAUAUUGAGUCUUCGAAAAUGUGUGAAGCGAGGUACGUGUUGGUCUGAGGCGUUCACGAAGCAAGCUCAAGAUGUUUCGAGAAAAAUUAAAAUCUUAAAAAGGAAAUUUGAUAGGAAAGAAUUGUUUGAAACUUUGGAACCGUGUAAAGGUUUUGUGCAGGAAGUAUCUCAUGUCGUCAGGAAAGUGAAAAACAUUUCAAUAUUAGUGAAUGAGUUUACUCUGAAGGAUGAUGUGAUGAAGAUGAAGGACUUGGCUCGCAGAAUUACAGGGAAGUUUUCUGGGAAGGAGGAUUAUCAGGACAAGAAACGAUCUGUUGGAAACCUCUUUAAGAAAGUCAAAGGCCUUGCUCACUAUGUUACGAAAGCAAAAGAGACUAAAGAAAAACUAGAAAAACUGGUUGAGGAGGUAUUUGGUAAACUGAAAAGCCUCUAUUCGGACAACAUCGAACCUUUUCAAGAAAGCUUAAAGGAUAUUCAACAAAACCUAGGCUUGUCAUACCAGCUUGGUAAAAGUUCAAAUUCCUUCAACUCGAGUUUGCAGUCUGUAGACUCUGUGGUUGCUGCUAUGACUCUAUUUACUGAAGUUGUUCAAAAAGUUGUCGGCCCUUUAGAGGGAACUGUAUUGGAAGUUCUUUCAAAGACCGUUGACUUUAGCAACAUUUUUUUCAGCAAACUUGAGAACUACGGUGAAACGGUGAAAAAGGUUUCGGAAACGGUGAACGACUUUCUGGAUAAGAUCAUCUCAUUUUUGAAUAUGAUUCAACUACGCCAGAAAGGGUUGGAUAUCCGGGAUUAUAAACCCUGGGACCAAUACCCGUAUUGCUCGGAGGAAGUAUGCCUAAGAUUAAUCCGCAGGUCUUCAAAACUUUACCUCACAGUUGUUUUCUUAUGGAAAUAUCCACAUUUGGAGGACCUGUCCUCCGUUCCCAACACAGGAAAAUGGCUUGUACCCGGGCUCUUUGAUGACUACAAAGUGCGAAGCAUUGCACCAUGGUCUGAAACUAAAAUGGUCCUUGGUAUGCGAGGCGUCGCUGCAAACAUCAACAAAGCUUCUCUGCUAGUUGUGGUCGACAUAGGGUCUUCGAGCAGUCAAAUUACGAAAAUUAUUCAACUUCAACAAAACGGUCAGCCUUUCACAGGCGACAUGGGCGGCGUUGCUGUGGUCAAAGAUACUUUUAUUUGGACAACCAGUGGAAAUAGUUUGUAUGCUAUCAAGUUAUCCGAUGUCCGUAAUAGCAUGUCAACCAGCGGCCCUUCUAUCGUUAAUAUUGCUGAAACAAAGUCACUCUCCCAUCAAGCAACCUCGCUCUCUUACGACAGUCGAGACAGUCAAAUUUGGGUUGUCGACGGUGGUGGUUCAAAAGCCCAUUCCUAUGACGUAAGUCCCUCUGGCGGCGUAUUACUACAAACGAAAACAUUCGAGGCAGGACAGCAUACGCGUGGGUUCGCGAUCGUAAGACAAUUCGGCGUGAAAUACGCUGCCGUAGCUAAGUGCGCGCCGGUUGCUGGUUUCCAAUGCAAGCUGGAAUUCCAUAGCGUCGACUCGAGCGUUUUAGAGGACUCGACUAUUCAUAGGGUUGUGCGAACACCCACUGGUCUAGAAGGCAUCCAAACCGUGGACUCAGAACAUCUCGUGACCGCAUUCUCAAGCGGAACAAUUUCGGAGAAAGACAAGAUCGAGCGAAUAGCAGGCGAUUUCGAAGAUCGAUUUUUCAAGUUCAAGAUGCCGAUUCUUUCAACAGGUUUUAACAUCACAGAGAACUGUAUCUUCCUUAAAGUUGGCUGGGACUGGAUUAUACCCGCCAAGCGUCUAUUUCCUGUUGGUGAGAAGAUAUGUGGUGAACGGCGAAAACGUAGCGCUCUGGAGAAAGCACUGGAUACUGAUGUGUACACCAAGGAACUAGAGGGACAUAGGAGGGUACGGCGACAAGCGACCGAAAGCACUUCUUGUGCUUGGAAUCUGGAAGGAGAUCCCAAGAGAGGAUCGUUUCCAAUAUUUCCUGACAUCGCACUCUCUAUUCCGGUUUUCGGUAUUGGUGUCUCCUUUUUCUUCGGCGCAGAUACUUCUUACUAUGCAAACUAUAGAGUUACACUUUGCCUACCCGAAAAAGAAGUCCGCCUUGCGAUCAUCCCUGGGGCGUGGGUUACGGUAUUCGCCGGGGCAAGGGUUUCGUUACUGAUCAUACAAGUGGGUGUGACGGUUGAGGCGAGACUACUAGAGACCUAUCUUAUCCCCGAACUUGCUGUGCGUGUAGAUAAAUGGCCGCUGCGUGCGUGUUUGGAACUCAAAAUGCAAAUGACCCCGUUGUCUAUUCGUGUCCACCUUUGGCUCCGGUUUAGACUGUGCUUAAGCAUCCGUGUGAAAAGUUGGUUUAGAAUUCGCAUCUCAAUACGUUGGUGCAGUAAAAUAACUUUAGCGGAAUGGAGUUGGUCAUCUAAAGCCAUACACAAUACUCUGUUCAGUAAUUGCGAACGCGAUACCGACGAGACACCCCCAAAAGUUGGAGAAUGUACCGCAAAGCAGGUCGGAAAUAAGAAAUAUGUCGUUCAAUGGCACGGCUUCACCGAAGACACAAGUAUUCAGAGUUACGUCGUCAAGAUCGGUUCGUUAAAGGGUUCUGGUGAUGACCAUUAUUCCAUCCACGGAGAACGACAGAGUCUGGUAAUUCCAGAUCUGGAUAUAAUGCACGGUCGUUCCGUCUACGUCGCUGUGUACGCGUAUAAUGGUCAUGGACUAAAAAGUCCAGCAGCGAAUUGUCCUACUUUCUCUUCCUGGCGAACACCCCCAACUAUAACUUUCGUUCACGAUGGUGAAGCGUCGGAAGAUAUAGACUACCAGUCAGACAUGACAAGCAUCGCUGUUCAGUAUGGUUUUGUUGGAACUUUUGCAGACUUGGCAAGCGUCAAGUGGGGGGUAUCCUCAUCACCAAAAUGUACUCUGUCUGAAAGCGAGGCUGAUGUUCUUGGUAUGCAAGAUAUUGGAGAGAGCUAUGCAAUUAAAAAGACUGGACUGCAGCUUACAAAUGGAGGGAAAUAUUACACUCGUGUACAAGUUAUAAACCACCUGGGAUUAGCCAGCGUAGCUUGUAGUGAUGGCGUUACCAUAGAUACUACGCCACCAGUACCGGGUAACUUCGUUGUGGGGAAAGACGGUACGGGAUAUGUACCUUCGUUGAGACGAAUCUUUGGCAAAUUCCAACAUUUCUUGGACAACGAGAGUCCCGUGGUGCGCUACGAGUGGAAACUUGUUGACGAAGAAACUGGAAAUGACACCGUACCCUUUAGAAUUAUACCGCUGUACCAAAAGUCACCGUUGCUUGACGGCCUAAGUUUAGUUUCCGGGAAAAAGUACACUUCUGUUCUCAAAGGCACAAAUGCUGCAGGCUUAUAUUCAACAGUAAACAUUUCAGGUGUUAUUCCUGAUGAUACUGCCCCGACAUGCGGCGAUCCACCGAGUGACGUCUUAAGUUUCACUGACGAUGUAGACAAAGAUUUUGUCCGACAUCUUACAAACCUCACCGCCAGGUUUUCGUGUUACGACGAUGAAAGUGGUAUCCAGUCUGUUCGUGCAGCUGUGGGAGCUUACCCGGGCGGGGAAAACAUCCACGCGUUUGUUGACAUUGGGGAUUUGAGGAGUAGAACAUCUGAUGACUUCAAGACCACAUGGAUAACUUUUGAUUAUUUGAAUGUCACGUCGCUGGUUCGUUAUCACAUUACGGUAAAAGUUCGAAAUAACGCUGGUUUCGUAAAGACAAUGUCUUCAGAUGGGAUACUUACUGAUACGACAGAGCCAACGGUAUUACCUAGCUACAUCAGAGAUGGAUAUCGAGGGAUAGACAAGAAGUUUAGUUCAGGUUUUGAUAUCUUUCCAGCUCACUGGGAAAACGCAUUUGCUGACGCCGAAAGCGGAAUUGGAGAAUACUUUGUAGGGCUGGGAACGAGCCCAGGAUCGGACGAUCAAUCAACUUUCAGAAGCAAUGGUGUAAGCACACAAGUCGUGAUAAGCAGCGGUGAUUUAAAAAAUGGUGUAACCUACUAUGUAACGGUAAUAGCCUGUAAUCGAGUGGGUAUGUGCGUGAAUGGUAGCAGCAAUGGCGCUAUGGUCGAUUUUGUACCACCUCACCUGGGCGCUGUCAUAGCCGGUCAUAUUGGUCCUCCUCUCAAAGUCACGUGGAUCAACAAAGCAGCCUGGGCCCGCUGGCAGUGGUGUCCAGCAGAUAAAGCGAAACAACCAUUCGCAGCCGAUACGUGCGACUCGUUAAGCUUCUACGACAAACAUUCUGGAAUUAAGCAAUUUGGUUUGUCUGUGCUCUCGUAUGAUACUGCGGAACUACUGAUUCCCGUUAAGACUGUGGGCCGUGUUGUGACCAGCGGUCUACAUGUGAACAUGCCAAAUGGAGUAUUUUCUGCCGUUGUUGAAGCCGAAGAUCGUGCCGGAGUGCGUUCGAAUGCAAUAUCAGAAUCAUUUAUUGUUGAUGCAACCUCUCCCCGGCUAGCAAAGCUUCACCAUGGUAACGAAGAUCAACCAAUCAGAUACACGCGUGUCCAAAAUCAUGUGUUCUCUGCGUACUUCGAGGUAGUCGAAGAUGUAUCAAAUGUUGCUCAGUACAGCGUUGGAGUGUCCUCGUAUCCGGGAGGUGAAGAUGUGAUACCGUUUGUAACCUACCAGCCUUAUGCUACCUUAAAUGUGAUUCGUGCAAAUUGGACAGCCAGAACUGCAACAACUUUAAAAAAUGGAGGAAAAUACUACAUCUCAGUAAAGGCCGUCAAUUCCGCCGGGCUAACAAUUGUUGCCACGUCACAGCCGUUGAUUUUCGAUAUCGAUUCACCUUUAGUUGCGCAUGUUUUGGAUGGUUGGGGCACGCUGGACGCUCAGUAUCAUUCGCUCGCGACCAUAUUCCGAAUGCAUUGGCAAGGUGUCACAGACAUUUCUGGCAUCAGUGAAACAAAAGUAUGCUUAAGUUCCACCAAAGAAGCCUACAAUUGUGAUAUUCAUCCUCUGGUGAAAUUAUCUAACUCAUUACUCUCCUACUCGUUUACGAAUAUUAGUCUUUUAACAGGAACAAACUGCUACGCAUUGCUGCAACUCAAAGACAACGCAGGUAACCUUGGCAGCUAUUGGACGGAUGGCGUGUUAGUUGAUACCAGCCCUCCGGUGAGCGGACGAGUCACGGACGGGCAAAGCGGAAGCGACAUAGUCUACCAACGUGAAACCAACAUACUGCACGCAAGCUGGAGCGGCUUUUAUGAGAACGAAUCCUCAAUUCAUCAUUAUGAGUUGGCCUUUGGUACUUCGGAAAAUACUUCAGAUAUUCAACCUUUCACUGAUGUUGGUCUGGUCACAUCAUCCGCCAGUUCAAACCUGCUUGUCUUAGAACUUAAAAAUGGAGUAAAGUAUUACGCCAGAGUUGUGGCAUUCAAUACGUUAGGGAUUCCUAGCAAAAUCGAAACUUCCAAUGGAGUGGUAAUCGAUUCUACGCCGCCCACCUUUUCGUUACCAGUUUCUGACGGGGACAACCCAUACAUUGAACUUGAUUAUACCAAUCAAGUGACCUCGUUGUCUGUAAGUUGGGCGUGCAAUGACACGGACAGCGGGUUGCUUCGCACGUUUGUCGGGUUUGGGUCUCAGCCUGGUGUUGUGGAUAUCGUGGACUACCAGCGUGUGCUGCCAUACCAAACUUCGUAUACUGUGAAAAAGCUUUCUCUCUCCCAUGGCUAUAGAUAUUUCGCUACCGUGAAAUGCAUCAACCGAGUUGGGCUACAAAAUUCACUGUCUAGCGAUGGCAUCACAAUAGAUUAUACGCCACCGUUGCUAAGUUACGUGCAUGACGGGAUUAGUGCCUAUAAAGAUGUCGAUUAUAUUUGGAUUGCCUCUAAUGUGACUGUAAACUGGAAAUUUGUUGACCCGGAGAGUCAUGUGGUGAGGUAUGCAAUUUCCAUCCAUCAUCUUACAGAUGGCGAGAGAGUUUUUGGACCGUCGGUAAUACCCGGAAAUAAGCGAAGCACAAAAAUGGCUUUGGCGGGAAUCAAGUUAAAACAAGGUGAAAGGUAUGCUUUUACGGUUACGGCUCAAAACGGCGUUGGACUCAAUACAACUGGAGUAAGUGAUGGUUUCGUGGUCGAUGGUACGCCACCAGUGUGUAUUAACGUAUAUAGCGCAACCAUUGAUAGAUCUCAGACUGCUUUUAUCGGCCAGACAAGGAAGAUUGCGAUCCACUUCGAGUGCGGUGACAAUGAGACGGGGAUUAAUGGGUAUCACUUUGCUAUUAAAGACCUCAAUACUUCUAAGUAUAUUCUUCCAUUUCAUCAAAUACAAGGAAUCUCGGCGCUCUCGACCCUUGCGGUCGUGGACGGCGCUGGUAAACGAAAUCUCCAACUUCAAAAUGGCGGACACUACCAAAUAGGCCUGCGCGCCACGAACAAUGUAAACCUAGUGAGAGAGUACUGGACACCAGACGUUAUAAUCGAUACUACUCCCCCCGUAUUUAGUAAAGUCGUAGCCACGUUCAAAGUUCAAAAUGAAAGCAUUGAAAUUACUUGGCAACUGAGUGACCAUGAAAGUGGCGUAGAGUCACUGUCGUGGUCUCUAGAAAGAUCACCCGACGUGGAUAUUCCUAGAAACUUCACUGAAAUUUCGCAUAACUUUUCAAAACUUCUCAUUUCUGGAUUCUCGUACCAACUCGGUCAGACCUACUAUGUUCACCUGAAAGCUUCGAACAGAGCCGGUCGAUCUGCGUCGUUCGUGUCUGACGGUGUCAUAGUUGAUCGCACUCCUCCCUCUGCUGGUCGAGUGUCGGCUGAUUUCGUAGUGCCCUCGAACUACGAUGGUAAUCCGAACACAACCGACGGUGCUUCGUUCACAGUGAAGUGGAGUGGCUUCGUAGACCAAGAGAGUGGGGUCAGGGCGUAUAGCUGGGCAAUAGGUUCAUCUGAUAGAAAGACCAAACUGCUGGGGAAUGUGUUUUACACAGGAAUCACGUUUACAGGUACUUUAAAUGGUUAUAUUAUAACCGACCAAACUGUUUACACCAACACAAGUUACUAUGUAUGUAUACGAGUCACAAACAGCGCUGGCCUGUCCACUACAAGUUGCUCCAAUAAAGUAUUGGUGAAACUGGGCAAACUAACUGCUGGUGUGGUAUACGACGGACCGUUGCCUCAGGAUAUCGACUUUCAACUAGACGAUAAGGCAGUUUGGCUUCAUUGGACAGGAUUUAAGGAUCCUGUAUUCAGCUUAGGGCAUUAUGCAUGGUGUUACGGACCGCUCACAACCGCUGAAGAGUUAAAUUGCACGACAUCACUAGCUCAGGUGGAUCCUCCUCUCAAAACAUCGACACAUCAGUUCCAUAAUAUCUCGUUACUUCCUGGUCAGCGGUACGGCUUCGAAGUGCAAGCGUCAAACGAAAGGGGCAAAACUGUAUCGGCUUUAUCUGAUGGCUUCACUGUCGAUCGAACAGGGCCUUUGGCAGAAGGUAUUCAAGUCGGCGGGUCGCGUGGUACAAAAGUAAUUUAUGUAUUUGAUGUUACUCCACCGAUAAUCUCAUGGACAAUGAAUGAACGGGAAAGCGCAAUAAAGGAAUAUCACUUUGGCAUCGGCGGCUCACCCAAAUCCGAUGACUUGCACUCCUUCACUAAACUGGAUGGAAGUCAACAUUCGAUGAACCUCGCAGAAAUUAACUUUAAAUUUAUUCACGGUAUUUCAUUCUACAUCACAGUUAUCGGAGUGAAUGUUUUGGGUCUGGAGACAAGCAUGAUUUCACCGCAAGUUAUCGUCGAUUGGUUACCGCCAACGCCUGGCGUAGUUCGAGAUGGAAAUGGCACAAUUGAUGUAGAUUUUCAAGCGAAUACUAAUCACGUCUCAGCGACAUGGAGUGAGUUCCUGGACCCGGAAAGCGAUGUGGUGGAAUACAUGUACUGUGUUGGCACGGCACCAGAUUCUUGCGACGUUACCAACCAAACCUCUGUCAACUUGAACCUUCACGCAACGGCGCUCGUAAGCCUUAAGAAAGGGGAUACUUACUUUGUCACAGUAACUGCCAUUAAUGGAGCUGGAUUAUCAACAUCGUCGUCUUCAAACGGUUUCACCGUUGACAUUACACCUCCCGAAAUCAAAGGGUUCACAGCAACUGCUGUUAUAGCCGUUGAGCUGAAUUUCGCAAAUAACACCACCAGAGUUACUAGUGUUUUGACUGAUCCGUACCAGAUUUUUGCCACAUGGGAUAAGGUGUUUGACCAGGAAAGUGGACUCAAAAGCGUUAGUCUUUGUGCAACCACGACUAAGGUUGAUUGUAAUUUGUUCUCGGAAAAAUCUGUUGACCCUUCCUCUGAGAAUCCGAGUCUAGACUUCGGUACCUCGCUUCAAUCUGGGACGGUAUUUAUGCUAAAGCUUGAAGUACAAAAUGGAGCAGGUUUAGUGGCUAUUGCAUAUUCAGGUAGCAUAUUAGUAGACAGCACUCCGCCAUUGAAAGGAACGGUCACCGUUGGCAACAAGAAUGCUUUGGUGUUCCUACAAGAAGGACAGUUUCUUCGUGCUUCAUGGCAGGGCUUCGCAGAUCCUGAGAGCGAAAUUACCAUGUACCAGUGGAAGGUUUGCUCAGCGAGUCAGAGUUCAAAAUGUGUAUCUGAGCUCUUGAAUGCAGGCUUGAAUACAAGCCUAUUACUAAGCGACGUUGGCAUUGAUCCCGGUACUGAGUUUAACUUAGUGAUAAAAGCAUGGAACCAUGCUAAACUGGAAACAACAGCCGUUUCAAAUCCCUUUAUUCUCGAUAAAACCCCGCCCGAAUCCGGCACGGUAUUUGAUGGGGAUACGUACUUAAAGGAUGAAGUAUAUCAGAGUUCGUUUGAACAACUUUCUGUAAGUUGGAAAGGUUUUCGAGACAGAGAAAGCGGGAUCGUCCACUACGAGAUCUGCAUUGGGUCAAAGUCGGGUCUUUGUGAUGUUCUUGGGUUUCAAGAUGUCGGCUUUACGACGAAAGCAUUGAUUAAUAACCUUAAUCUUACACACAAUGAGACAUAUUAUACAACUGUUCGUGCCAUUAACGGAGCCGGUCAAACCAGUUUUGCGAGCUCAAAUGGGAUAUUCAUAGACCUGACGCCCCCUGUGGGUGGAGGACUUCGGGAUGGAGAUAGUUCAGAUAUUGAUGUGACAUUGUAUGAUUCCUAUGUCAGUUGCAAUUGGGAUGAAUUCCACGAUACCGAAUCGGGAAUUUUGAAAUACGUCAUUUGUGCCGGUACCGUGAAAGGGUUAUGUGAUAUAUUACCACUUACCACAGUUGACCGUGGCUUCGCGUUAAAGUUGCAGUUUAGGCUAACUUUAAGUCCUGGGGUUGUUGUGUAUUCUACGCUGAGAGUUUAUAACAAGGCUGGUGGCUUAACGGAGGUCCAUUCGAAUGGAUUUUUGGUGGACAGCACACCGCCUUAUCCAGGCAACGUCAAGAUCACAUCACCAAGCUCAGUGGUUGGCGACAUACUAUACUUGAUAUCGAAAAGCGCGGUUUGUGCCUCAUGGGACACCUUCACCGACGACGAGACAGAUAUUGUUGAUUAUCAUUUUUCUUUAUGUUUGGAAAACAAUAAACAGAACUGUCCAAUUCCAACACGAGACCUCAACAACAGAACGUCAAUGUGUAUCGAGGAACCAGACGUCGCAGAAGGCCAGAGCUAUGUUAUAAACAUUACAGCAACGAACAAAGUUGGUCUUAGCACAUCUGCAAAUUCUGCCGCAUUUAUCAUCGAUACAACCGAACCUGAUGUUGGAAAUGUCAAAGCAUUAAAUCCCUUGGGAGAAAAAUAUGAUUUCGUCUCAUCAGCCAUUCUUGCGCAAUGGCAUGGUUUCAUUGACCUCGAGACCGGGGUUCGUGGUUUUUCUGUGUGCAUAGGUACGGCACCUUCCUUGUGUGAUGUAACCAACCUGGUUACCGUCGGGAACACGUCGAGUUAUACUUGGUAUAAUUUGAGCUUGAUUCACAAUGAAGAAUAUUUUGUGUCUAUAAAAAGCAUCAACAAUGCUGGGGUUUCUACCAAUUUUACUGUCUCACAACCCAUUUCUGCAGACACAACAGAACCUUCACUAAGCAAUGUUAUCGAUGGUCUCGAGGCAGAAGACAUCGACUACCAACAAAGUCGCAGGAAGGUGUCCGCUUCAUGGUUUAAGGUUGAAGAUCCUGAGAGUGACAUCAUUGCCCUUAUGUGGUGUGUAGGAUCCAGGCCUGGUUCGUGUGAACUGUAUCCCAGUACUUCGUCGGAUGUUACCACGACCAAAAUAUCGGUUUUCCUGAAUCAGCCAAUCAAAAAUGGGGAAAUGUAUUACGUCACAGUCAACGCAACCAAUGGCGCGGGCUUGACCAGCGUCGUGGCAUCAAACGGUGUUACUGUUGAUUACACACCACCACGUGUUGGAAUUGUUAUUGAUGGUGAGAGUGAUGAUGUUGAUUAUCUCAAGGGUGGCGACACGGUGUACGCUCGAUGGACAAAUUUUGAAGAUCUAGAAAGUGGGAUUAAAUCGUACCUGUUUGCUUUAUGUGAAAAAGAAAACGUAACCGUUUGUCCAAGGGCGUUUUCAGACACGGGACUUCAGACUAAUAUUAGCUUAUCCGGGAUGGAGUUACAGAAUGGUAAAGAAUAUGUGAUUAUAGUUCGUGCUAUCAAUAUGGUAGACUUAAAGAAGGAUGCCACAUCAGAUGGAUUCACUGUUGACAUAACGGCACCUGUUUCCGGACGAGUCGUGAUUGUGUUCCCAUCACCGAGUAACUUUGAUAUUCAUCAGAUCACAGCGAGAUGGGAGAACUUCAUAGAUGCCGAGUCAGAUAUCUCCAAAUACGAAGUUUGUCUUGGCACAACGAAGGAAGAAUGUGAUGAGAUCGAUUUCCAGUUUGUUGGUUUGAACAUGAAUCACACCUUCAUUGGACACAAAUUGCGACAUCAGGAAACGUAUUACGUCACAGUAAAAGCAACAAACAAUGCAGGGAUGUCCACUCUUGUUUCAUCCAAUCAAAUAAAGAUUGACCUGACUCCACCACACCCAGUAAGGCAACUAAGUAGAGUCUCUUUUGAUUUGGAGAAGAUCUGUAGAAAAGGCAUCUUAGAGGGAUCUUGUAAUAAAACUGGGCCAGAAAUGACAGAGCGUGUUCUUUUAAAAAUUACGUGCGUGCGUGAUUUGAUCAAAGCCUCGUGGCUGGAGCAUGAGGACGAAGAGUCCGGCAUAGCUUUAAUCGAAUGGUGUGUCGAAAGCAUAAACAAUACGUGCGACGUAAAACCUUGGCAAGCGUUACCGACCAACCUACUGUACACAUCUGCCGUUAUUCAUUCACUUUCCAAACAAACUAGUGUCCGAGUUGUCGUUCAAAUCACCAAUGGUGUAGGAAACAAAGCAGUGCUUGAGUCGCGUGCAUGUAACCCGGUGAAGACGUUCCCAUCUGAACUCAGUGUUGUCGAAAUAAAUGCCCAGAAUAACUCACUGGGCAAUAUAGAUUACCAAAACGAUCUUGAAGCGAUUGUGGUCACGUGGUCAUCAAACAACGUGACGUCAUAUUCCAAUGUCCAGGCUGCUUUAACCGAGCCAAAUAAGAGAUUGAACAUAAAUGGUUCGUUGCGAAAAAGAUGGAGCGGCGAGCCGUUAGCUUACGGUUUCGUGGACAUUCCGCGUGAAAGAGCGUAUAUCAGGUUCAGCGGUGAUAUGAUUAAACCAUACAAGAAAUAUCGCCCGGUGAUUAAACGAUGUAACGAAGAAGGCCUAUGCACAGAUUCUUUUGGAGAUGGAGUUGAAAUAGUGCCUGAUGCACCCCCAAAAAUACAGGUGAACGCCACGGAUACAUUUGAGGGUACUGAACAGGAACGAUGGCAAAAAUUCGUCAAAAUCCCUCGUUUACCCCGAAGACCGGUCAGAGACAUCCUAUCUGAUCCAUUCAGCGUGGUUAUAACAGCAAACUUAGAAAACCCAAGUACAUACUAUUUGGCAAAGAAACGUAUGCGAGAGACUCUCCAAGCUAGCGUUUACAGGAUCACAUCAGGCGCCAACGAAACACAAAAUGAAACAAUUGAUAUUCGACAUAUUUUUGAGCAUUCACAUAUACACGAUGACGCUGACGUUUGCUGUAAAAGGACGAAUAAAGAGCCGCGCACUGUUCACCCUGAUCAACAAAUUAAACCCGUUCAAGAAACAAAGGCGUUCGGCGCGUCUGUGAGCUAUCUGAAAAACAAUCCAAAUGUAACUAUAGUAUCGUCUCAAAAUUCUGCAUACGUUUUUUCAAAAGGGUCCUAUGAAGGUCCUCCACUUACUUUAGUGACGUUCAAUUCUACUAUGAAUGAUAGUUUUGUUAAAGUUAAAGGGUUUACUGACACUGUUUUGAUAUCGGGUAACGGGAAAUUGCUGUUAUACAGAAUUGAUACCGGAAAAUCUAGCUCGAAGCGUGCCGAUUUUAGGAAUAACCAAUUGUAAUCAAACAAGUACAGACACGAUCGAACCUUGUACGAUUGACGACGGAUGGUCUUCCUCGGAAGAUGUCGGGAGAGAGUUUGCUUCUGACGGUGCAAAAAUGA